CCACCCCUGCUCUAGAGACUACAGUGUAAAAAUGUUUUGUCAGCUAACCUAUAAAACAUACUUCACCCGAACAUAACUGGUUUUAAGUUCAAAAAUAUUGUUUAAUAUCAACCAUGAGACUGCACCAAUGGAAGCAUUUUUUAAGGGUCAGAUGAGCUUGAACACAAAAUGAGUAACAUCUACGAGUCUGCUGCCACCACGCUGGGCCUCUUCAACAGCCCAUGUCUGACAAAAGUGGAGCUCCGUGUGGCCUGUAAAGGAAUAUCUGACAGAGAUGCCCUGUCCAAGCCUGACCCCUGCGUCGUCCUCAAGAUGCAGUCCCACGGACAGUGGUUCGAGGUGGACCGGACAGAGGUGAUUCGCAGCAGCAUCAGUCCGGUUUUCUCCAAAGUCUUCACCGUGGACUACUAUUUUGAGGAAGUGCAGCGCCUCCGUUUUGAGCUUCAUGACAUCAGUAGCAACCAUAAUGGACUCAAAGAGGCUGACUUCCUGGGCGCCAUGGAGUGCACACUCGGACAGAUUGUAUCACAGAGAAAACUGUCCAAAGCUUUAUUGAAGCAAGGAAACACAGCUGGCAAAUCAUCUAUCACAGUCACAGCUGAAGAGCUGUCUGGGAAUGAUGAUUACGUGGAGCUCGCCUUCAGUGCCAAGAAACUGGAUGACAAGGACUUUUUUAGCAAGUCGGAUCCAUUUCUGGAAAUCUUCAGAGUGAAUGAUGAUGGCACAGCAUCACUGGUGCACAGAACAGAGACCAUUAUGAACAAUCUGAGUCCUGUCUGGAAAUCAUUCAAAGUUUCUUUAAACACACUCUGCAGUGGAGACCAUGAGCGGGAGUUAAAGUGUACAGUAUGGGACUGGGAUUCAAAUGGCAAGCACGACUUUAUAGGAGAAUUUCAAACCACCUUUAAGGAGAUGAAGGCAGCGAUGGAUGGGAAGCAGGCAUCAUCACAAGAGAAACUACAAACUGAUCUUGGCCAAAAGAUCCAGUGGGAGUGUAUUAACCCUAAGUACCAAGUGAAGAAGAAGAAUUACAGAAAUUCUGGAAUGGUAAUUCUUACCAUGUGCAAGAUCAUAAAGAUGCACUCUUUCCUGGAUUACAUCAUGGGAGGAUGUCAGAUUCAGUUCACAGUGGCUAUUGAUUUCACUGCCUCAAAUGGUGACCCUCGAAACAGCUGCUCCCUCCACUACAUCCACCCUUACCAGCCCAAUGAGUACCUCAAAGCGCUGAUCGCUGUUGGGGAGAUCUGCCAGGACUACGAUAGCGACAAAAUGUUUCCCGCUUUUGGCUUUGGAGCCCAAAUCCCACCAGACUUCAAAGUUUCUCAUGAUUUUGCUGUGAAUUUUGAUGAGGACAACCCAGAAUGUGCUGGUAUACAAGGUGUUGUUGAGGCUUAUCAGAACUGCCUCCCGAAAAUCCAGUUGUACGGCCCCACUAAUAUUGCGCCCAUCAUCCAGAAAGUUGCAGACUCUGCCUCUGAGGAGAUGCAUACCAAAGAGGCCAUGGAAUACUUUAUACUGCUAAUCCUGACGGAUGGAGUGAUCACAGAUAUGGCGGAUACACGAGAGGCCAUCGUCCACGCAUCCCACCUGCCCAUGUCCGUCAUCAUUGUCGGCAUAGGCAACGCAGAUUUCAGCGACAUGCAGAUGCUGGAUGGUGAUGAUGGAAUCCUCCGCUCUCCUAAAGGAGAACCCGUCCUGAGGGACAUCGUGCAGUUUGUGCCCUUCCACAACUUCAAACAUGCCUCUCCUGCAGCGCUGGCUAAAAGUGUGCUGGCUGAGGUUCCCAAUCAAGUGGUAGAUUACUACAAUGGAAAAGGCAUCAAGCCCAAAUGCCUGUCGGAUUUUGAGUCUUCCAGAGCAUUCAGUCCCUGAGCUACACACAGCCAUAUUCGUCUCAACUUCAAGAUAUCUUCAUUGAUCAUUUCAGAGCUUGCUGCAUUAGUGUAAGCAUCGACAAGCAGGUCCAUCCUUGUUUUUUUUUUUUUUGGUCACUCAGGUUUCCAAUAGCAUUGGGCAAAAAUGUCCUUAGCUGUCCAUAUUUUCUUUUUACGCAGUUGUUAGUUAUAUUAAAGGUGCGCUCAGUCAUUUUUUGUUUUUGCUUCCCUGGCUAAUAUGGCAGUUGUCUUGGACCUAAAGUCACCAUGAAAUCAAAACUGACUUGAAUGCAAUAUUGCAGUGAUUAGAAAUGAUAUAUCUGUGCACAUCAUUAUUUUUCAUGUACCCUCGUAAUCUUUUUAAUCAAUAUAACUUCCCUUCUCCCUCGCAAGUGUAACGGAGGACAGGCUUUUGUUACCUUUUGUUUUGUUGAUAUUAUUACUGUUAUUUUGGUGGACCUGCUAUACAAGGGCUAUAUAGUCCAAUAUAGCAUAAUAUUCCAAUGCGUAAUAGUUUAGGAGGCAAGUUAUUAACAGUUAUUGGCCAGUGCAUGACCAGUGCUCAGUUAGUAAACACUGUUAGUCCUUUAUAAUCCAAAGUGCAACCAUUUUAUUGCUUUAUUCAAUUUACCUGCAAAAAGUUUGUGGUCGGUAAGAUUUUAAUGUUUUUUCUAAGAAGUCUCCUAUGGCUUGCUUACCUACCCACCCCAAACGUUUGAACGGUAGUGUAUUUAUUUUAAAACUUAUUUUUAAUGUGAGGCCUUUAUGACUUACAAUUGUUACAUACAAUUAAGUGUAUUGUGUAUAUAGCUCUAUAAACAUAUUUAUUUGAAAGCAUGUGGAAUGGAUUCUGUGAAUACAGUAUUUACAGUAUUUAGGCAUUCUUUGUUUUUGUUCUUUUCUACAGGUUUCUUGACAUUUGUUUUGCAUAAUUUCUUAACAUAAUCUAACAUUAUAAAGUUCUUUCAGAUGUUUGGAUAUAGUAGAUGUGUGUUUCUGGUGCUGUAUUAGACACAUUUCUCUUUUUCUUUUAUGCAUUUUUUCUUUCCUUCUUUCUUGGAGCGUGUGUGUAUGUACAGUAUUCUUGCUUACUACCGAAACCAGGACUGUAUUUUGCAUGUUGCCAAUUAAAAAAAAAAGU
Molecule: messenger RNA, 3015 nt
Organism: Sinocyclocheilus grahami
Lineage: Eukaryota; Metazoa; Chordata; Actinopteri; Cypriniformes; Cyprinidae
Product: copine-4-like
Exons: 17
Coding region: 169-1872 (567 amino acids)
Biological process (GO): cellular response to calcium ion
Cellular component (GO): plasma membrane
Molecular function (GO): calcium-dependent phospholipid binding
Source: RefSeq, a predicted model, not a curated record